GAUCUCAGCUUACAAACGAUGUAAAACCCAAUUGACUGAUGAGAUUGUAUGUUACUUCAAUUUUCACUCUCUCCUUUACCGACUUCCUAAUACAACGUUACGUGGGAACUACCCUGUAACAGGCUGUACUACUCCCACCUUCAGGAAAAAUGGCGACUGGACCAGAUUGUCAGUAUGUGACUCUUCUGAUUCUCCUCCACAGUUUAACCUCCGAGUCUGCAAAGUUUGACGUUCUGGGUCCAACUGAACCCAUUGUUGCUGUGACUGGUGAUGACAUCAUUCUGCCCUGUUACCUCAAACCCAACAUCAGUGUUGAGGACAUGACAGUGGACUGGCUGAACCUGGACUUCAUAGAUGAACAUGUCUAUCGAUACCAAAAUGGAAGAAUCAUACAAGAGGAUCAGAUUCCCUCUUACAAAGGAAGAACAUCACUGUUUAAAGAGGAACUGUGGAGGGGAAACACCUCUUUAAAACUGACCAGGGUACAAGGGACUGAUGAGGGACUUUAUGAAUGCUUAAUUAAGUCACAGAGGUGGUAUGAAUAUGUUCAAAUUCAAGUCCAUGUUAAAGCUGUAGGAUCCAGGCCAGUGGUGUCCAUUGAAGGACACAGAGAGGGAGGGAUGGGUCUGGUGUGUCAAUCUGAAGGCUGGCACCCUGAACCUGAUCUGGUGUGGCUGGACAGUAAAGGAGUCAGUCUCUCUGCUGGACCUCCUGAGACACACAGAGACAUAAAGGGAUUCUACACAGUCAAAAAACAUGUCAUUGUCCAGGAGACUGACACCAACCUCUUUACCUGUAGAGUCCAACAGAGACGAAUCAAUGAGGAGGUGGAGACAGAGGUUCACAUCCCUAGUGAAUUGUUUGAUUACACAACUCCAUGGAGAUGGUCCUUCAUUGUGUCAUGGUCUUUGGGAGUCAUCACUGUGAUUGGGUUACCUCUGGCUGUCUACUGGAUACAUAAAAAGAAAGCGUACCUAUGGACGAGGAAUGACAGGACUGAUGACCUCCCAGACCUUGGUGAGUAUCCCUCAUACAUACAGUGCCUAUGGAAAGUAUUCACACCCAGGGCUGUAGCCAGGAAUCCUGGGCCAUCUGAAAAUAUGCUGACUCGUCAUUGUCACUGAUCCAGCCCAUCCCCGUGGUGGCAACUUGACAAUGGUGUUGGAGCUGUUUACAGGAACGCACUCAUGGGUUACUGCAGCUGCAACACAAACAAUGUAUUUAAAAUGGUGCAUGAAUAAACCAUUGGUCUUACAUCAUAAGCCCCUACUACACAUUGUAUUCAUAUUUGAUCAAGAAAAAAAUUGCAUGGCAUUUGCAUAGCGUCCAACAGAAAGAAAAUUGGUGAGCAAAUUAGUGGUGUAUGUAUAAAUAUGAAAAAUGCAGUUACCUGUUACCACAGAGUAAACUGCUGCGUCCUGGAAGGUUUUAUCACACUCUUCCACCUUGUCCCUUCACGUUACAACAAGCUAUUAGUAUGUUGGUGAAGAGGCUGAGAAAACAUGCAGAAAAUUGGUCCUGGCAAAAACUUCUCCAAAAUCAGCUUUCCGCUUUCACUAUUCCUAAUGAGCCAUCUCUUUCCCCAUUCACUCUUUUUCUUUUCUAAGCGCAAAGAGGACUGCGAACAGAGCAGGCAAUGAGUAAAAAUUUUACUGCAUAAUUACAUUCUAUAUUCUGAGAAUGUGGCGAUUGUUUAAUAGCUGUCCAUACCUUUAUGGGUGCCGUCUAGAUUGUUCCUAGUAGUAAAUGUAGGGUAUAUUCUGUCACUGGUGAUUUAUGACCCUGGUGGGGCAGGGCUUCCGGUUUGGUAGGCGGGACUAAAGGUUUGUUUGGUGGUCUACACACCCCUGUUAAAAUGCCAGAUUUUUGUGAUG
Molecule: messenger RNA, 1874 nt
Organism: Esox lucius (northern pike)
Lineage: Eukaryota; Metazoa; Chordata; Actinopteri; Esociformes; Esocidae
Product: butyrophilin subfamily 1 member A1-like
Exons: 8
Coding region: 150-1124 (324 amino acids)
Source: RefSeq, a predicted model, not a curated record